AUGGAGCUGUGGAACGACAGGCACCACGUGUGGCUGCGGAGCCGCGGGACCGGCGACUACCUCCACGCCGACAACGACGGGGUGGGCGUCUCCCUCCAGGGCUGCCGCGCGACGCUCAACGCGGCGUGGGCGGUGCACGUCUACCACAACGACCUCGGCAUGUACCUGCUCCUCCACUGCGCCGCCUACGGCACCUACCUCGCCGCCACGGCCAGGCGGGCGCCGCUCGCGCACCGCGGCUUCCGCGUCGUGCAGCGCAACUACGACCAGCCGGAGGUGCAGUCCAUCAUGUGGCAGGUCAUCGGGGCCGGCCCUGGGACCGGGAACGCCGUCCUGCUCCGCAGCGUCGGCGGCCGCUACCUCCGCGCCAACGGCAAGUACCUCCUCGUCAACAACGCCGUCACCGUCGACGACUACGACAACAUCAGCAACAUGAUGCACUGGAUCGUCGAGCCCAUCCCCGCAAGAAUGGGCAUGCCUGCCAUUUCAGAUCGCCCGAUCAAGGUGGGGCGAGAGCAUCUCCCCGGGGACUUCUCCGUGGUCGUUCUGCGACGCACGGUGGAGCCGUUGCGGCUGAUUCGGUUCGUGCUGUCGAACAACGACGGGCUCUACCCCGAGGAGGGCUGGUCGGAGUGCCGUUUCAGGGGGAGGUCCGUGUACCGCCUCAGGAACGACCUGGCCCGCCGCCUUGGCUUCAGCCACGGGCUCUACAUCCUCAUGUGCGUCCGAGCGGGCCGCUACGGGAGGCUCACCCCACUCGUCCAAAACCUGCCCCGCCACCGCCAUGAAGUUACCAUCGAGAUCGUCGUCUUCAUGGAAAGGGCGCUAGAUGCUGCUUGUCUUGAUAUUUUGGAAUUGGAUGUUAAUCUGCUUGUGCUUGAAACAACAUUUGACUGA
Molecule: messenger RNA, 897 nt
Organism: Lolium rigidum
Lineage: Eukaryota; Viridiplantae; Streptophyta; Magnoliopsida; Poales; Poaceae
Exons: 3
Coding region: 1-897 (298 amino acids)
Source: RefSeq, a predicted model, not a curated record